GACCCGGCGCAGUACACGUUCGACUCGCCUCUCAAGGGCUGGGAACACCACGCGCCUCUGCCGGAAACCAAGUCAAUCGAUGGGAAAAGUUUCGACAACCCCGAGAGGGGAAUCCUCAGCGAUGCCUAUGAGAACUUCACGCCACCCAUAUCCAAUGGCGGAAGACAGGAUACGCAGUUGCCUGGUUUCGAUGUCCAUGUCUACUUCAACACAGAUGACGACUACCAAACCCGGUACGCCAGGGACCUCUGGACGCGCAUCCGCCUAGAAUUCCCCGAACUCCGAGUCUACCCCAUCCACACAGCACCCAACGGUCCCCAUGCCCCCGGGAUGUUCGAAGUGGCGCUUUUCACUCCGCACCAAUUCGGGGCCUUUGUGAGCUGGCUGGUCGUGCACCGCGGGCCGCUGAGUGCCCUGGUGCACCCGAAUACGGACGACGAGCUGCGCGAUCAUCUGCUAAUGACGACGUGGUUGGGACCUCCGGUGCCGCUUGAUAUGCAGAGAUUCCGGCUUCGGCCUGAGUGUGAGACGUUGGAUCGGAAGAGGGGAAGUAUCACCAAGGUUCUGGCGACGGCGGACGGGCAUGUCAAGAAAGAGGCUCGCGUAACCUGA
Aspergillus glaucus CBS 516.65 is the source of this 612-nucleotide messenger RNA. Its product is annotated as DOPA 4,5-dioxygenase family protein. The transcript has 4 exons. The record is from RefSeq and is a predicted model, not a curated record. The annotation marks the transcript as partial. Lineage: Eukaryota; Fungi; Ascomycota; Eurotiomycetes; Eurotiales; Aspergillaceae.